Pollicipes pollicipes is the source of this 1871-nucleotide messenger RNA. Its product is annotated as dihydroorotate dehydrogenase (quinone). Gene Ontology annotation, molecular function: dihydroorotate dehydrogenase activity. Gene Ontology annotation, cellular component: cytoplasm; mitochondrial inner membrane. The record is from RefSeq and is a predicted model, not a curated record. The transcript has 8 exons. NCBI's taxonomy places the organism in Eukaryota, Metazoa, Arthropoda, Thecostraca, Pollicipedomorpha, Pollicipedidae. Gene Ontology annotation, biological process: pyrimidine ribonucleotide biosynthetic process; 'de novo' pyrimidine nucleobase biosynthetic process. Bases 271 to 1527 code for a protein of 418 amino acids.
CGUGCUGUCGAGACCAGGAUUGCGUUGAACAGGCGUCGGGAGAUACUGGGAGGAUUGGGUGUCGUGGGCCAAGAUUUCCCUGGUCAGGGGCUGAAUAUUUCCGAAGUGCGCGGACGUUGUUUGCGGCUGCUGUUUUUUAACGUGCUAUGAGUAGUUAUUGCCGAGGGGCUGUUUGGUUCUAAACUUAACGCCUCAGUCAUUACCCUGGUGAGCUCUCCAGGGAGAGCACAAAGACUGUCGAAUGCCGAUACACACCCACAAUAUCUAGACAUGUUUCAACCGAAAAAUACGUUCUUUUUCCGAGGGCUUGGUUACAUCUUUACACCCAAGCUUAAGGAGCGGCUGCGGUCGCUGGUGCUGCUGACGGCCGGCGGCUCGCUCUCCUUCUACGGCAUCGGCCUGUGGAGCAACGAUGCCCGCUUCUACCGGUCGCUGGUGAUGCCGGCCGUGCAGCGGCUGGACCCGGAGACGGCGCACCGGGCGGCCGUGCUGGCCGGCAAGUACGGUCUGGUGCCGCGCGACCGCACGCCGGACUCCGGCGUACUGAGGACUUCGCUGUGGGGUCUGCAGUUCAGCAACCCCAUCGGCCUGGCGGCCGGGUUUGACAAGCAUGGCGAGACCUGCGACGCCAUGCUCGGCGUCGGCUUCGGCUUUGUGGAGGUCGGGUCGGUGACGCCGCAGCCGCAGCCCGGUAACCCGCGACCGCGCGUGUUCCGCCUGCCCGAGGACGACGCCGUCAUCAACAGGUACGGGUUCAACUCGGAGGGCCACGCGGCGGUGGCUGAGCGCCUGCGCGCGCGGCGGACCGCCGGCGGCCUUGUCGGCGUCAAUCUGGGCAAGAACAAGCUCUCGACAGACGCAGCAGCCGACUACGUGGCUGGCGUCGCCGCCUUCGCCGACCUGGCCAGCUACUUCGUCGUCAACGUGUCUAGUCCGAACACGCCCGGUCUGCGCGAGCUGCAGAAGGGGGAGGACCUGGAGCGGCUGCUGGACCGGGUGCUGGACGCGCGCGACGCCCUGACUGCGCCGCCCCGACCGCCCGUGCUGCUCAAGAUCGCGCCCGACCUCUCGGCCGAGCAGCGGCGUCACGUGGCGCGCUGCGCUCUGGCCCGCCGGGAGCGCCUGGGCGGCCUGAUCAUCAGCAACACGACCAUCAGCCGGUCGGGUCUGAAGAGCGAGCACGCGGCCGAGACGGGCGGUCUGAGCGGCCGGCCGCUGGCCGCGCUCGCCACCGACGCCAUCGCCGACAUGUACCGCCUGACUGACGGCUCGGUGCCGAUCGUCGGCGUCGGAGGCGUGUUCAGCGGCCGGGACGCCUACGCCAAGCUCCGCGCCGGCGCCCGCCUGGUGCAGCUGUACACGGCGCUGACCGUCCGCGGGCCGCCGGUGGUCAGCGACAUCAAACGCGAGCUGGCCGACCUCCUCACCGCGGACGGGUUUGCCAGCGUGGAGGAGGCUGUUGGAGCUGAUCACCGCGCCGCGGGGGGUGUCGCAAGGUCGAAUCCCCUCGCCGCUGCUGCCAGCUAACGGCUCACCAGGACAUUGGCGACCCAGGACUCAGGACUCUGCGGCCGACGGUCGGCGGCCAUUUGUGUGUUACGUCCGUGUGAUAGGCGAAGGAGAAUGUGUAGUUUUUGUGCACUGUUUAGAAGGAGCUGAAUGAUUUGUUUACUGGCUGGCGCGAGGGUCAAAGGGUGCGUGCAGAGCCGGAUCGGCCGCUGUAGGCCGCGGUAACGAGUGCUGUGCUCGACCUGCAGUGUCAACCACCGACAUGUCGGACAAUCCACGUGUACCCUCAGUCGUGGUGCUCAACAAUACACAUCUUAUGUAGUGUACAAACACGUCAACGUACAAUACAUCACGCAGCGAUA